GUCAGGCGUCUUUGAAGGGCACACUCCCUCUUGCAUCACGCCCCAAACCCACAAUUGACUAUCCCCAGGACAAGAAGAUGAGCCCCUUACCCGCACCGCGUCGCAUCGUGACCUCCAACCUUGCCGUCCCGGAGGGUCUCAAUAAAGUUGACAACUCAGAGCCGGCAGUCGAAGUAGUCAGCGAGGAGCUCCCUCUCGUGUCGGAACUGGGCGGGCUGUGGUUCGGACGGCCCGUCUUCACGCACGAGAAAGUGCCCACUUCAAAUACCGGGACCGACAUAACCGUGAAGCCAAUCCCGAACGGUGGGCUCUGCUUUCCCCAUGGCGCGAAUGUCAGAUACAACGAGAUCCCGCCUGGUGGUAAAGCUCCCAUGGGGUCUAUGGUUCUCAUAACCCCGGAUGAGGCCUAUGACCCUGGCACUUCGGACGUGUCGGGCAAGCUGCGGGAGACAGUCUGCAAUGUUGGCGACAUAGUCGUGCAGCGUGGCACAUUGCAUGCGUGGGAGAACCGGUCAGGAGAGUGGGCGCGCUUUAUCUCGGUGCUCAUCGCGUCGGAAGACAACACCGUGGACCGCGCCGAAGGAACAUCGCAGAAGCUGGAAGAAAGUUUCAAGAUGGUUCUAUAAGGGUGAACCUACCUUAUGAUCAUCUUCUCUACAAAGACUUGGAGACGAAUGCCCACAAUUUGAUCAGUUCUCGCCCCACUGCAUGUCUGCGGAUGCUCCGAAUCUGAUCUCGCGCGCGAAACUUGGUAGCCGAGUGUUUCGUUUUCUUUUCUAAUACCACCACAAAAAUAUCAGUAGGCAUCAUAAAUAUCGUGUUUCAACUCUUUUCCUGUGACGGAAAGCUGGCCGAGCUUGAUGUGCAUGUUGCACUACUACCUAGGU
Diaporthe batatas is the source of this 887-nucleotide messenger RNA. RefSeq lists its product as uncharacterized. The coding region runs from base 78 to 626 and encodes 182 amino acids. The transcript is spliced from 3 exons. NCBI's taxonomy places the organism in Eukaryota, Fungi, Ascomycota, Sordariomycetes, Diaporthales, Diaporthaceae. The record is from RefSeq and is a predicted model, not a curated record.